Neltuma alba is the source of this 4117-nucleotide messenger RNA. Its product is annotated as translocase of chloroplast 120, chloroplastic-like. Gene Ontology annotation, cellular component: chloroplast outer membrane. The record is from RefSeq and is a predicted model, not a curated record. NCBI's taxonomy places the organism in Eukaryota, Viridiplantae, Streptophyta, Magnoliopsida, Fabales, Fabaceae. The transcript has 2 exons. Gene Ontology annotation, biological process: protein targeting to chloroplast. Gene Ontology annotation, molecular function: GTP binding; GTPase activity. Bases 123 to 3800 code for a protein of 1225 amino acids.
AGCUGAGAAGGGAGAUCCUCUUGACUCUUUCAUCUAACCCACACUCACACCUUCCUAUUCUCUCUUUCAUUUCUUUCUCGGCCGGCCAUAAUCAGGGUUGGUAGCAUCAUUGUGUAUUGCUCAUGGAUUAUGGUGCUGAGUCUUCUAAUGGAUAUCACGACAUAGAGAGGAAUAGCGUGGAGGAUGAGGUCUCUACCGAGACCAGUGCAGGGCCUGACGAAUUGAAGGAUUUGAAAGCAGAAGAGAUGCCAGAGAAGGCAACAGAGGAUCGAGAGCAUUCCCAUGAUCGGGGAGAAAACGGCCAUCCCGAGGAUAAUAUUGGAGAUGACGAUCCUUCUGACACAUUUAGUGCUUCGGAUUCUACUCUGCUGCAUGAAAAUCUUGACGCUCCUCAAGAGGCGGAGAACUUUGAGGAGGCGGUUUCCAUUGCUUCUGAGUCUGGCGAACCCAUGGAGGGGGAGGCAGAAGUAAUUGUUAAUCAGGAGGGACUUGAUAGCAUUCAUUUGGAUGGAAUUGAUUCUGGAGGGACCGUAGAUGGAGUAUUGGGUAAUGAAUCAUACGGUGCAGGGAAGGAUGAGUUGGAGGGCAGUGAUGAGAAUGCUGGAAAGGCAUCAUCUGAGUUAAACACAGAUGUAGUUGUUAGGGAGAAUGCUGGCAUCACAAAUAUUAGCUCUGGUUUAGCGAGCGAGAAGACUGAAAAUGAGGAGUAUUUGACUCCAAGUGCAAACGGAGGUCUGGUCUUGGAAAAUGAAUGUGGAGACAGGGUGGAUACUGUUGUUUCUGAAUCUUAUACAGAAUCUGAAGCCAGUGAGAAGAUUCUGGAUGAAGGUGCUGGUUCUAAGGUUGAAGAUUUGGAGGGAAGUAUCAAGGAUAUUGUAUCUUGGGAUGGCAGUACUGAGGAGCAGUCUAAUGCUCCAGGCAAACCUCAUCAUGAAAUUGAAGAUAAUAGUGGUGAAGAAGUACACGGCAGCUCAGCUCACGUGGCUGCAGAACAUCAGGUUGAAACUACUGGGGAUGUAAAUUAUGAAGUCCACGGCACUGAUAUAAGCCACGAGAAUAACUAUACUGAAGGGUUGUGUAUAUCUGAUGAUAAGAGUACUGAAUGUGAAGAUCAUUGCAAUGUGAAUGCAAAGGAUACUACGGCUGGAUCAGACUUAGAGCAUAAGGAAGCAGUAACUGAACUAGGAGACGCUUCCCCCAUUCCACUGGAAUCUGUGGGGGAGAGGGCAAUGGACCUGGAUGCUGGAAGCUCAUCUUUGCAAAAUCCUUCUACUGAUAAGGAAAGUAUUCAAGCUACAGUGGCUGAAUUUAUUGAAGGAACGGACAAAAGUUAUCCAUCUCAAAACGAUGACAAAGAAUUUGUUGGGGGCUGUGAUGGCUCCCCUGUUGUUGAGGAGCCUGAAAAAUUACAGGAGAAGAAUGUCAAAGAGAAGCAUGCCCCUCACAUCACUCAAGAACAGAAUGUUCAGCAUGCUGGGGAGCCUGUUUCUUCAACUGGAAAACCAGCUGUUACUAAUCCAUCUCCUGUUCGUCCAGCUGGCCUUGGGCGGGCCGCACCAUUAUUGGAACCUGCACCUAGGGUGGUGCCACAGCCUCGAGCAAAUGGUACUGUAUCUGGUACGCAGUCUCAACAAAUUGAGGACUCCUCAAAUGUUGAGGCUGAGGAGAAUGAUGAAACUCGAGAGAAACUUCAGAUGAUCAGGGUGAAGUUUUUACGCCUGGCUCACAGGCUUGGGCAGACUCCACAUAAUGUUGUUGUAGCACAGGUUUUGUAUAGACUAGGGUUGGCAGAGCAGCUCAGAGGGAGAAACGGGGGCCGUGUUGGGGCUUUUAGUUUUGAUCGGGCUAGUGCUAUGGCUGAGCAGCUUGAAGCAGCAGGUCAAGAGCCUCUUGAUUUCUCUUGCACAAUAAUGGUUCUUGGAAAAACUGGAGUUGGUAAAAGUGCUACCAUCAAUUCUAUUUUUGAUGAGGUUAAGUUCAAUACUGAUGCUUUUCAUAUGGGAACAAAGAAAGUUCAGGACAUCGUGGGAACUGUGCAGGGCAUAAAGGUAAGAGUCAUUGAUACACCAGGGCUUCUACCGCCCUUGUCCGAUCAGCGCCAUAAUGAGAGGAUCCUUCACUCUGUCAAACGGUUUAUCAAGAAAACACCACCAGAUAUUGUACUGUAUCUUGAUAGAUUAGACAUGCAGAGCAGGGAUUUUAGUGAUAUGCCACUGUUACGCACAAUUACUGAGAUUUUUGGGCCAUCAAUAUGGUUCAAUGCUAUUGUGGUUUUGACUCAUGCGGCAUCUGCUCCACCUGAUGGUCCUAAUGGUACAGCCUCUAGCUAUGAUAUGUUUGUCACCCAGCGUUCUCAUGUUGUGCAGCAAGCUAUUCGCCAAGCUGCUGGAGAUAUGCGACUCAUGAAUCCUGUAUCAUUGGUAGAGAACCACUCUGCAUGCAGAACAAAUAGGGCUGGGCAGAGAGUGUUGCCAAAUGGCCAGGUUUGGAAACCUCACUUAUUACUUCUGUCUUUUGCAUCAAAAAUUCUUGCGGAAGCAAAUGCUCUUCUUAAGUUGCAAGAUAGUCCACCUGGAAAGCCUUACCCAGCUCGGGCUAGGGCUCCACCACUACCUUUUCUAUUAUCAUCUCUUCUGCAGUCAAGACCACAGUUGAAGACACCAGAGGAGCAGUUUGGUGAUGAGGACAGCAUUGAUGAUGAACUGGAUGAGUCAUCUGACUCUGAUGAUGAAACAGAGCUUAAUGACUUGCCACCUUUUAAACCUUUAACAAAGGCCCAACUGGAACAACUGUCUAAAGCUCAGAAGAAGGCAUAUUUUGAUGAAUUAGAAUACAGAGAAAAGCUCUUUAUGAAGAAGCAAUUGAAGGAAGAAAAAAAGCAGCGAAAGUUGAUGAAGAAAAUAGCAGAAUCUGCAAAAGAUUUGCCGACUGACUUCAGUGAAAAUGCAGAAGAAGAAAGUAGCAGUGCAGCUUCUGUACCUGUUCCUAUGCCAGAUCUAGCGUUGCCUGCCUCUUUUGAUUCUGAUAAUCCUACUCAUCGCUAUCGAUAUCUUGAUUCAUCCAACCAGUGGCUUGUGAGACCUGUGCUUGAAACUCACGGAUGGGAUCAUGAUGUGGGUUAUGAAGGAAUAAAUGCAGAAAGAUUGUUUGUUCUUAGAGACAAGAUACCCUUGUCUUUCUCUGGUCAGAUUUCAAAGGAUAAAAAGGAUGCUAAUGUCCAGAUGGAAAUAGCCAGUUCCAUAAAGCAUGGGGAAGGGAAAGCAACUUCAUUAGGUUUUGACAUGCAGACUGUUGGGAAGGACUUAGCGUAUACCUUACGCAGUGAGACAAGAUUUUGUAAUUUUAGGAGAAAUAAGGCAACUGCUGGACUCUCCUUUACUGUCCUGGGCGAUUCAUUUUCAGGUGGAGUGAAAGUUGAAGAUAAAUUGGUUGCUAAUAAAAGGUUCAAGGUGGUUUUAACUGGGGGUGCAAUGACCAGUCGUGGUGACGUUGCUUAUGGUGGCAGUUUGGAGGCUCAAUUGAGAGAUAAAGAUUAUCCUCUUGGACGCUCGCUGUCAACUCUUGGUCUAUCUAUUAUGGAUUGGCAUGGGGACCUUGCGGUUGGCUGUAAUUUACAAUCACAGAUCCCUGUUGGAAGGCAUACAAAUGUCAUUGCCCGUGCCAAUUUGAACAACAGAGGAGCGGGACAAAUCAGUAUUAGAUUAAAUAGCUCAGAACAACUUCAAAUCGUUUUGAUUGGGCUUGUCCCUCUACUUAAGAAGCUUGCUGGUUAUGCUCAACAGCUGCAGUUCGGACAAUGACGACAAUGAUAAAGUUAGUUUUUCUAUGCUGCGACACUUGCGGGGUAAUACUCUUAGGAAUAACUUUCAAGAUAGCAUGUCUUGCUGGUCACCAUGAAAUGAGUGAUACUAAGUUGCUUCAUGUGUUUUAUACCUACAAGUAUCUUCUUUGAUCUUAGUCUUUGUAGCUUCCCUUCUUAGAUGUUCACCUCCGGUAUUUUUGUUGCAUCAUGCUAUUGGAUUUCAAGUAAUGCAUCUUUUGAGUAAUGUCUAUUUUAAUUACCUAUGGUUGCGUGGAUUUAUUUGUUUUAUCUUAUGGUGUUAUCACUUGGCUUUCA